Molecule: messenger RNA, 1826 nt
Organism: Rana temporaria (common frog)
Lineage: Eukaryota; Metazoa; Chordata; Amphibia; Anura; Ranidae
Gene: CRYZL1
Product: crystallin zeta like 1
Exons: 14
Coding region: 126-1214 (362 amino acids)
Molecular function (GO): oxidoreductase activity
Source: RefSeq, a predicted model, not a curated record
GUGCCAUAAAUGGCGGCAUCCCUGCACAUGCGUGGGUGUGACAUCAUCGCGGCUCUGGCCAGUCACACAGCUGGAGUCUGCGAACCCAGAAGGAAGACAGGUGACGAUGCACUGUCAUCGCUGGAAUGCUUCAUUUUCAGGUCAUCAUGAAGGGAUUAUACUAUCAAUUAUCUGCAGUGCAAGAUGAAGAGAAGUUCAUAUUUCAAGAAAAGGAACCAGGCUUGUCUCCCAGUGAUUAUCAUGUGAAGCUGCAAGUGAAAGCUUGUGCCUUGAGUCCGAUUAAUACAAAGCUUAUUUCAAAAUUGUAUCCAGAGAGAGACUUUGUAGCAGUAGGAAGAGAAGUUGCCGGCAUAAUCCUAGAAGUGGGAUCCAAAGUGUCUUUCUUUCACCCAGAUGAUGAGGCUGUAGGAAUUUUACCCCUUGACUCUGAAGAUUCUGGUCUCUGUGAUGUGGUCUGGGUUCAUGAACAUCAUUUGGUUCACAAACCAGAGAAAGUGAGCUGGGCGGAGGCUGCGGGCACCAUACGGGAUGGACUGUGUGUGUAUACAGCCCUGCAUUCACUGGCACACCUGGCACCGGGGAGAUCUGUGCUGGUACUGGACGGAGCAAGUCCCAUUGGCACGCUGGCCAUUCAGCUCUCCCAUCACAGCGGGGCCACGGUGAUCGCAACGGCCAACAGUGAGGAGGACAAGCAGUACCUGGAUAAGCUCAGACCUGGUGUAGGGGUUCGACAGCCUGCAGUAGCUCGUGUUAUAGAUUUGUCUAAAGGUAAUGUUGACCUGGCAGAGAAAUGUUUAGAAGAGACAGGAGGCCUGGGAGUUGACAUUGUUCUCGAUGCUGGAGUGAUCCUUUAUAAUACAGAAGACCACGUUACAAAACCAAAACUUCAGCCUCACAAACAUGACAUCAUCACACUCUUGUCUGUCGGAGGACACUGGGUGACAAGAGAACACAACCUUCAGCUGGACCCACCUGACAGCCACAACCUGUUCCUGAAGGGGGCGUCACUUUCCUUUCUCAAUGAUGAAAUCUGGAACCUGUCCAAUGCACAGCAAGGAAAAUAUCUGCAUAUCCUGAAAGAUGUGGUGGACAAACUGUCAUGUGGAGUGUUCAGGCCUCAGUUGGAUGAACUGAUACCCUUGUAUGAAGCUAAAGUGGUAAUGGAGAUGGUGCAGAAGGAUGAAGUGAAGAAGCGGCAGGUUGUCCAGUUAUAAGAGGCAGUAAAGAUCAUACAACGCAUGACUCCUGGCACAGAUCGGCUUUAUGUCUCCUGAAUCGCCUUUCCAAUCUUUGUAGAAGACUUCACAGAUUGCGCAACCUAGGAAAUGGAAAACAGGAUGUUGGCGUUUGCAUAUGAAGCCUACACAAUCUGAGAUACAAUCUACUAUUGUCUGGUGUUUAUCAAGUAAUGUUGUGUUGGCCCUCAAAGUCUUGGAAGACCGGAAUACCACUGUCUGAGCCUUCAUCUUAAAAUACUCAGGACUGUUAAUUCCAGCGACUCUUAUAUGUGGAUGUUCCAUAGAUGGAUGGACUCAUUAUAACUGCAUUUCUUUGUGGGGGUAAAAAAGGACACUGACCUUGGGAAGAUCAGAGUUGAGCACUAUGCAGUAAAGAAACAGUAUGGGGUCAAUGUUGGCAUAUCCAAGGAAUUUCAGGAAAUGAAUAUAGAAGUAGGCAGCUGUAAUGGGUCAGCAGUUUAAUGCUUUGGUGGGAGGGCGUGACCUUUCUUAUAGAUGUGCAGCAUAUGUAAAUAGCUAAUGUGUAUGGACCAAUCACCAGUCAGGACUGGGCUUCUACAGUAUAUAGAAUUUGCAAUCUUACAAAGA